This is a messenger RNA of Zasmidium cellare ATCC 36951, 573 nucleotides long. RefSeq lists its product as uncharacterized. The transcript has a single exon. The record is from RefSeq and is a predicted model, not a curated record. NCBI's taxonomy places the organism in Eukaryota, Fungi, Ascomycota, Dothideomycetes, Mycosphaerellales, Mycosphaerellaceae. Gene Ontology annotation, molecular function: carbon-sulfur lyase activity. The coding region runs from base 1 to 573 and encodes 190 amino acids.
AUGUCUCCCAUCAAGUUCCCAAUCCAAGGCAGCUGCGGCUGUGGCCAUGUCCGCUAUCAACUGCAUCGACGACCAAUCUUCACACAAUGCUGCCAUUGCCAGCAAUGCCAGCGCGAAGCCGGCUCAGCGUUUGCCAUCAACGCUUUGAUCGAAGCAAAUGAGCUGACCACUGCGGAGGAACUCGAACAUAUCAUCAUGCCUUCAGAAAGCGGCCAUGGACAAGCGAUCGCAAGAUGUCCUCGCUGCCGAGUGGCCUUGUGGAGCUACUACUCAGAUCACGGUCCGCAUUUGAAGUUUUUGAGGGUCGCUACAUUGGACAGAGGAUCGAAGGCUAUUGAGGAGCUGUUACGGCCUGAGGCAUUCAUAUUCAUCAAGUACAAGAUGCAGUGGAACGAGCUGCCGGAGUAUGCUCAUGCGGAGGGCAGAGUCUUCGAUGAGUACUAUGACGAGCGCAAGAUGUACUCCGAAGAAGCAUACGCUCGAUUCCAAGCUGUCGAGCUUAAGGGCGAAGAGUGGAGGUCCAAGGGAAGGCAAUGGGAUGACUUGGGUGAGGUCGAGGACCUGAGGCGCUGA